AUGGAGGCGGCGGCGCCGCCGCUCCCGCUGCUGCUGCUGCUGCGGCUUCUGGCCGCCUCGGUGCUGCGUUGCGAGCCGGGCUCCGCCGCGGCAUCUCCCUUCCUGCUCUUUGCCAACCGGAGGGACGUGCGGCUGGUGGACGCGGGCGGUGCGAAGCUGGAGUCCACUGUGGUGGUCAGCGGGCUGGAGGAUGCUGCUGCUGUCGACUUCCAGUAUUCACAGGGCAUCGUGUUCUGGACAGAUGUGAGUGAAGAAGCCAUCAAGCAAACUUACAUUAACCAAACUGGGAACGUGGUGCAGAAUGUCAUCAUUUCUGGCCUGGUUUCCCCGGAUGGCCUGGCUUGUGAUUGGAUUGGGAAAAAACUUUACUGGACCGAUUCAGAAACCAAUAGGAUAGAAGUAGCUAAUCUGAAUGGAACAUCUAGAAAAGUCCUCUUCUGGCAAGACCUUGAUCAGCCCAGGGCUAUAGCUUUGGAUCCUGCUCAUGGGUACAUGUACUGGACGGACUGGGGCGAGACCCCCCGCAUUGAGCGGGCGGGCAUGGACAGCAGCGUGCGCAAGAUCAUCGUGGACUCGGACAUCUACUGGCCCAACGGGCUCACCAUCGACCUGGAGGAGCAGAAGCUCUACUGGGCUGAUGCCAAGCUCAGCUUCAUCCACAGGGCAAACCUGGAUGGCUCCUUCAGGCAAAAGGUGGUGGAAGGGAGCCUGACCCACCCCUUUGCACUGACCCUGUCUGGGGACAUGCUGUACUGGACGGACUGGCAGACACGCUCCAUCCACGCCUGUAACAAAAGGACAGGAGAGAAGAGGAGGGAGAUUUUGUCUGCCCUCUACUCCCCCAUGGACAUCCAGGUCCUCAGCCCGGACAGACAGCCAUACUUUCACACUCCCUGUGAGGAGAACAACGGAGGCUGCUCCCACCUCUGCCUGCUGUCUCCACGAGAGCCCUUCUACAGCUGUGCCUGCCCCACUGGUGUGCAGCUGGAGGAUGAUGGCAGAACGUGCAAAGCAGGCGCUGAGGAGGUGCUGCUGCUCGCCAGGAGGACAGACCUGAGGAGGAUCUCCCUGGACAUGCCGGACUUCACGGACAUCAUCCUGCAGAUCGACAACAUCCGGCACGCCAUCGCCAUUGACUACGACCCCGCCGAGGGCUUCCUCUACUGGACGGACGACGACGUGCGUGCCAUCCGCCGGGCACGGCUCGACGGCUCCGCCGCACAGACCCUGGUGACCACCGAGAUCAACCACCCCGACGGCAUCGCCGUGGACUGGGUGGCCAGAAACCUGUACUGGACCGACACCGGCACCGACCGCAUCGAGGUGACACGGCUGAAUGGCAGCGCCAGGAGGGUCCUCAUCUCCGACAGCUUGGAUGAGCCACGAGCCAUCGUCCUCAACCCCCUCAUGGGCUACAUGUACUGGACAGACUGGGGUGAGAGCCCGAAGAUAGAGUGUGCUUACCUGGAUGGCUCAGAGAGGAGGGUUCUGGUCAACACCUCCCUGGGCUGGCCCAAUGGCCUGGCACUGGAUCUGGAGAAGCAGAAGCUUUACUGGGGGGAUGCCAAGACAGACAAAAUCGAGGUCAUAAACAUUGAUGGAACAAUGAGGAAAACCCUCCUGGAGGAUAAGCUUCCACAUAUAUUUGGAUUCACCCUGCUGGGAGAUUAUAUCUACUGGACUGACUGGCAGAGAAGAAGCAUUGAAAGAGUCCACAAGAUAAAGGCCAGCAGGGACAUAAUCAUUGAUCAGCUUCCAGAUCUGAUGGGCCUGAAAGCAACCAGCGUGUCCAAAGUGUUUGGCACUAAUUCCUGUGCAGAGAACAACGGAGGCUGCAGCCACCUGUGUUUCUUUACACCCCAGGAGGCCAGGUGUGCCUGUCCCAUGGGCCUGGAGCUGCUGACUGACAUGAAGACCUGCAUCGUUCCUGAAGCCUUUCUGGUGUUCACCAGCAGAGCAGCAAUCCACAGGAUCUCCCUGGAGACCAGUAACAACGACGUGGCUAUUCCUCUGACCGGCGUCAAGGAAGCCUCUGCCCUGGAUUUCGAUGUCUCUGAUAACAGAAUCUAUUGGACUGAUGUUAGUUUGAAGACCAUCAGCCGAGCCUUCAUGAACGGCAGCUCUGUGGAGCACGUGGUUGAGUUUGGGUUGGACUACCCUGAGGGGAUGGCUGUGGACUGGAUGGGGAAGAACCUGUACUGGGCGGACACUGGAACCAACCGCAUCGAGGUGGCUCGCCUGGAUGGACAGCACAGGCAGGUCCUGGUCUGGAAGGACUUGGACAACCCAAGGUCUUUGGCUCUCGAUCCUACCAAAGGGUACAUGUACUGGACAGAGUGGGGAGGGAAGCCCAGGAUCGUGCGGGCGUACAUGGAUGGCACCAACAGCAUCACUCUGGUGGAUAAGGUGGGGCGUGCCAACGACCUCACCAUCGACUAUGUGGACCAGAGGCUCUACUGGACUGACCUGGACACCAGCAUGAUUGAAUCAUCAAAUAUGCUGGGGCAGGAACGAGAGAUCAUCGCGGAUGACCUGCCGCACCCCUUCGGACUCACCCAGUACAGCGACUACAUCUACUGGACAGACUGGAACCUGCACAGCAUAGAAAGAGCAGACAAGACCAGUGGGAAGAACAGGACACUCAUCCAGGGCCACCUGGAUUUCGUGAUGGAUAUCUUGGUCUUCCACUCCUCCCGCCAGGACGGCCUGAACGACUGUGUGCAGAACAAUGGCCACUGCGGGCACCUCUGCCUGGCCAUCCCCAACGGCUUCCGUUGCGCCUGUGCUGCUCACUACACCCUGGAGCCUAACAGCAGGAACUGCACCUCCCCUGCCAGCUUCCUGCUGUUCAGCCAGAAGUCUGCCAUCAGCCGCAUGAUACCUGAUGAUCAGCAGAGCCCAGACAUCAUCCUGCCCCUGCAUGGGCUGAGGAAUGUCAAGGCUAUUGAUUAUGACCCCUUAGAUAAAUUCAUCUACUGGGUGGAUGGACGUCAGAAUAUUAUCAAAAGAGCCAAAGAUGAUGGCACUCAGCCUUUCACUGUCAUGAGCACUCCCAACCAAAGCCAGAACCCAGAGAAGCAGCCUCACGACCUCAGCAUUGAUGUGUACAGCCACACCUUGUACUGGACCUGCGAGGCCACCAACUCUGUGAACGUGCAGAGGCUGAGCGGGGAGCCCAUGGGCAUGGUGCUGCGCGGGGAGCACGACCGGCCCAGGGCCAUCGUGGUGAACGCCGAGCGAGGGUACAUGUACUUCACCAACAUGCAGGAGCGAGCGCCCCGCAUCGAGCGAGCAGCCCUGGACGGCACCGAGAGGGAGGUGCUGUUCACCACGGGGCUGGUCCGCCCUGUGGCACUGGUGGUGGACAACAAGCUGGGGAAGCUCUUCUGGGUGGAUGCAGACCUGAAGCGCAUUGAGAGCUGUGACCUGUCAGGUGCCAACCGUGUGACCCUGGAGGACUCCAAUAUCCUGCAGCCCAUGGGACUGACGGUGCUGGGGAACCACUUGUACUGGAUUGAUCGUCAGCAGCAGAUGAUUGAGAGAGUGGAGAAGGUCAAUGGCUACAAAAGGACCAGGAUCCAGGGCCGGAUUGCUCACCUGACAGGCAUUCAUGCUGUGGAGGAGCUUGAUAUGGAGGAGUUCUCUGUGCACCCCUGCUCCCGUGACAAUGGUGGUUGCUCACACAUCUGCAUUGCCAAAGGGGAUGGGACCCCGAGGUGUUCCUGCCCUGAGCACCUGGUGCUCCUGCAGAAUCUCCUGACUUGUGGAGAGCCUCCCACCUGCUCCCCAGACCAGUUCACCUGUGCCACUGGUGAGAUCGACUGCAUCCCCAUGGCGUGGCGCUGCGACGGCUUCCCCGAGUGCGACGACCAGAGCGACGAGGCCAGCUGCCCGCUCUGCUCGGCCGCGCAGUUCCAGUGUGAGAAGGGGCAGUGCAUCGAGGCUCACCUGCGCUGCAACGGAGAGAUCGACUGCCAGGACAAGUCGGACGAGGCCGACUGCCACGCCAUCUGCCUCCCCAACCAGUUCCGCUGUGCCAGCGGGCAGUGCAUCCUCCUGAAGCAGCAGUGUGACUCCUUCCCCGACUGCAUCGACGGCUCCGACGAGCUGCUGUGUGAAAAGACCAAGCCAGCCUCAGAUGUGUCCCAGCCCCACAGCAGUGCCAUUGGUCCUGUGAUUGGCAUCAUCCUGUCGCUGUUUGUCAUGGGGGGGAUGUACUUCGUGUGCCAGCGUGUGGUGUGCCAGCGCUACGCCGGCCCCAACAGCCCCUUCCCGCACGACUAUGUCAGUGGCACCCCGCACGUCCCCCUCAAUUUCAUUGCUCCAGGAAGCUCUCAGCAUGGCACUUUCACUGGCAUCUCCUGUGGAAAGUCCAUGAUUAGCUCCAUGAGUCUCAUGGGAGGAAGCAGUGGUGCCCCCUUGUAUGACAGAAACCAUGUUACUGGAGCCUCCUCAAGUAGCUCAUCCAGCACUAAAGCCACUUUCUACCCUCAGAUCCUGAACCCACCUCCAUCCCCAGCCACUGACCGCUCCCUGUACAAUGCAGAGGUGUUCUACUCCUCCAACAUUCCUUCAACCACAAGAUCUUACAGGCCCUACCUGAUCCGAGGGAUUGCUCCCCCCACCACCCCCUGCAGCACAGAUGUGUGUGACAGUGACUACACCCCCAGCAGAUGGAAGGCCAACAAAUACUACAUGGAUCUGAACUCAGACUCAGACCCCUAUCCCCCCCCGCCCACGCCGCGCAGCCAGUACCUGUCGGCAGAGGAGAGCUGCCCUCCCUCCCCCGCCACCGAGAGGAGCUACUUCCACCUCUACCCCCCUCCACCCUCACCUUGUACAGACUCCUCCUGA
Messenger RNA from Indicator indicator, 4854 nucleotides. It is a transcript of the gene LRP5, whose product is annotated as LDL receptor related protein 5. Bases 1 to 4854 code for a protein of 1617 amino acids. Gene Ontology annotation, biological process: canonical Wnt signaling pathway. Gene Ontology annotation, molecular function: Wnt receptor activity; Wnt-protein binding. The record is from RefSeq and is a predicted model, not a curated record. The transcript has 23 exons. Lineage: Eukaryota; Metazoa; Chordata; Aves; Piciformes; Indicatoridae.